This is a messenger RNA of Lasiosphaeria miniovina, 288 nucleotides long. RefSeq lists its product as uncharacterized. The record is from RefSeq and is a predicted model, not a curated record. The transcript has a single exon. Lineage: Eukaryota; Fungi; Ascomycota; Sordariomycetes; Sordariales; Lasiosphaeriaceae. The annotation marks the transcript as partial.
CUGGAGCAUGUCGAAACCGCCCCGAGCGACACCAACAUCACGGCGUUGACACCCAACGGCGCCAUUGACGGUAUGCUCUCAGGCACGCCGUCCUUUGUCCGGCUACCUGGCUCCAAGAUGUUCAGCCAAGUCUACACGGCCAAGCUGGACCGGCCUCUAGUCCCUGGCGAUUGUGGCAGCUGGGUCCGGAAUGCUGUUACCAAGAAACUGUUCGGGCAUUUCAUUGCUGGCAGCACGACCACGGGCCUCGUACUGCUGAUGCCUGCGGCCAAGGUCUUUUCCCAGGCU